Molecule: messenger RNA, 1833 nt
Organism: Naegleria gruberi
Lineage: Eukaryota; Heterolobosea; Eutetramitea; Acrasida; Naegleriidae
Product: NOP58-like protein
Exons: 2
Coding region: 1-1833 (610 amino acids)
Cellular component (GO): small-subunit processome; box C/D methylation guide snoRNP complex
Molecular function (GO): snoRNA binding; protein binding
Source: RefSeq, a predicted model, not a curated record
AUGUUUUUCCUACUGGAAACAAAAGCUGCUAGUUAUGCCUUGUUCCGUAUUUUGGAUGAAAGUAAAAUUGGCAGUGUGCAAUCAAUCAAUGAAUUGUUUGAUUCUAAUAAUCAAUCACUUUCGGAAUAUAUUAAAUUAGUAUCGUUGGAAAGCUUUCAAAAUUUAUCCGAAACUAAUGCUGAAUUAAAAUUGGAAAAGUUGGCCAAGUUAUUGCAUCAAUUGACUGAUCAAAGUUUAUUGAUGGUUUGUGAUGAAAAACUUGGAGCUACCAUCAAGAGUGAAUUUGAUAUUGAAUGCAUCUGUGAUGAGAUAGCAAUUGCCUUGACGAAAUUAAUUCGUUCUAGAUUUGAACACUUGUUGAGAGAUGCAAAUAUUGAUGAUUUGGAAGAAACUCUUUCUAAUAAUCAAGCAAAAAUAGAAAAAACUGAUACAAUGAUUGUCCAAUCUGUUUCAUUAUUGGAUGAGCUUGAAAAGGAAGUGAAUACGUAUGUAAUGAGAGUUAAGGAAUGGUAUGGUUGGCAUUUUCCUGAAUUGGCAAAGAUUUUAUCUGAUGAUUCUCUUUAUAUAGAGACUGUUUUAUGUCUUCAAAAUAGAAGCAAUGCCCAAAAUGCUCCAUUGACCAAUUUUUUAACACAAGCUUUGGCUUUACAAGUUAGAGAAGGAGCCAGUUUUUCAAUGGGUGGUGAUAUUUCUGAUGAAGAUAUGCUUCAAAUUACUAAAUUGGCUGAGCAAGUUAAAAGUGUGAGUGAAUACAGAUCUUCCCUCUUGGAUUAUGUAAAGAAAAGAAUGCAAACCAUAGCACCAAAUUUGACUAAUCUAGUUGGUGAAAUAGUUGGUGCUCGUUUAAUUGCUAAAUCUGGUGGUUUGGUGAGUUUGGCUAAACAAACAUCAGCUUUGAAUAGUAAUAGCAACAUUUCUGAACGUGCUCUAUUAAGAGCAUUAUCAAAAAAACAAAACACUCCAAAAUAUGGUUUAUUAUAUUAUCGCGAUACACAAAAAAAGCGUGCUGAAUUGGAAAGCGUAGCCAAGGAUUCGACUCAAAAGAGAAUUCAUCAAGUUUUGCCAGCUGAUUUAUUGCUUGAGAUAUUUGUAAUACUAUUCGAUAGUUUAAACGAUGAUUGGCAAUUCACAACUUUACAAAAUUGUUCACUAGUUUGCAAGGAAUGGAAUGAUUUGUUGAAUUGGAGAAAUUAUUCACAUGACAGCAAUUUGUGGAAAUUACUUUUGAGAAAUAAUUCUAUUACAUUGGAUCAAGAGGAAACUACAGAUGUUAGAAAGGAAUUAUGUAAAUAUUGGAUUCCAAGAGGAGAAUUGACUGAAAUUAGUCCAAAUAUUGAAUUUAGUUAUUUUGAUUUUGGAAAUUAUCAAACUUUUGGAGAAAUUCAUGCUUUCAAAAUGAAAAAGUCAUUUGGAUUUGGAAUUUUAAAACGAAUUAUUAAGCAAGAUGAAGAGAUUCAUGGAUUAUUCAAAGAAUUCAUGACCAAUGCCAAUCCAGAGCUUUAUUUCCAAGAUAUUUCCUUAAAUUCAGAUCUAGUAGACAAGUACGAAUCAUCUAUGGAUGAUGCCAGAGAGGAAUAUAAUGGAGGAAGAACCUUUGAGGAAGAAAAGAAGGAUUUGGAAUCUGAUUGUUUAUUCUCGCAAUUAACUGAACACAUCAGAGGAGAAAAGGUAGAGCUAUCGGAUUUGAAUCAUUUAAGAGAAUUCAUUAAGGAGGAAUGUCCUAUUGUGGCUGAAUAUAAGGAUUGUAUUAUUGGUGGUGUAUUCUCAAUGGCUUUUCUAUUAAUUACGAAACAUGAACGAUGCGUUUAUUUCGAAUAUUGUGCUGAGGUGUAG